UCCGGCCUUUUAUAUUUCCCGUUGGCGUUGACAGUAGCAAGCGGAUUUCCAGACCGACCUGCUUUGAGUCUCGCCGUCAUCAUGCUGUGCCCAAGGAAGGAGGCGGCGGCCGAGUUCAGCUUGUAGUCUGGCUGCCUGAAACACAGAAGUGAUGUUGCUAGGGGAAGUCUCCAAAGACCUUCUGACUCGGCCACUGACCCGGAAUGAAGUGUUUGCUGUCCUCCUUCGCCUGACUGUCUUUGGGACUGCCACCUACUUCAGCAUCAAGUGGGUAUCAGAUGCCUUGGACCCUACACGUAAGCAAAGGAUACAGCUAAAGAAAAAGGCAGAACACUUGAUGAAGCAGAUUGGGGUGGAAGGAGUGAAGCUGGCAGAGCAUGAGAUGAUCAUUGCCGCUCACCUGGUGGUUCCAAAGGAUAUCAAGGUAACUUGGAAGGACAUUGCAGGCCUAGAUGAGAUGGUCAGCGAACUCCAGGACACUGUGAUCAUGCCAUUCCAGCAGCAACACUUGUUGCAGCACUCCAGGCUGUGCCAGCCCCCAAGAGGUGUCUUACUUUAUGGCCCUCCGGGUUGUGGGAAAACCCUUCUUGCCAAAGCAACAGCCCAGGCCUCAGGAUGCAGGUUCAUAAACCUGCAAGCAUCUACGCUGGCGGAUAAAUGGUAUGGAGAGUCACAGAAGCUCACAGCUGCCGUUUUCUCACUGGCAACCAAGCUUCAGCCCUGCAUCAUUUUCAUAGAUGAAAUAGAUGCCUUUUUGAGGAACCGCUCCGAAGCUGACCAUGAAGCCACUGCCAUGAUGAAAGCAGAGUUUAUGAGCCUUUGGGAUGGUCUGGAGACUGGAACCAAUUGCCAGGUAAUGGUGCUAGGAGCAACCAACAGACCACAAGAUGUAGAUCCAGCCAUCCUGAGGAGAAUGCCAACUACCUUCCAGGUUGGCCUGCCUACACAAAGGCAGCGGCAGGAUAUUCUGAAGCUCAUUCUUGCUGGAGAAAAUAUGAGCAAUGCUGUGAACUUGAAAGAGCUGGCUGAGAAAACGAAAGGUUAUUCAGGAAGUGACCUGCGGGAAUUGUGCCGGGAUGCUGCCAUGUAUCGUGUGCGUGAUUAUGUCCGAAAGCAACAAAUGAAGCAGAUUGCUCGGAUGCUCCAUGACACAGACAUUGGUGAAGAAAGGGACCUGGAAGAGGAACGGUUGCGGCCACUGACCCACCUUGACUUGCUGUUUGCCCUAGAGAAGAUGGAGGAGUCCAAGGGUGUGUCAACUGCUGUGCCGACACUAGAAGAACCAGCUUUGGACUAAGCUGCUGAGAGACUGGAGACCAUCAACUUAGAAUAGGGUGCCCAGAGGUUAGAUUCAACUGUUCACUGUAUUUUUACUAGACUGGAGGCAAAGGCUGUAUAUGUAUAUGUGUGAGGUGAUAGAUAGUCUCAGAACACAGGCUCAGCACUUAGGAGGAAAGGUGAAAGGGAAGGGAAUCUGGGCCAAGCACACCCACCUUGGGUGAAGUGGGACAUCCCAGGCACUUGUAGGAAUGGAGAAGCUCAUGUCAAAAGAAAGAAGUCAGCGCAGUUAACAUUUGUGGGAGGGGUGGAAGUGUCACAGCUUUUCUAGCUGUGGGGAGCAGUGUAAUACAAGUGCUAAAGGACAACCACCAGUAAAACACAAUAUGGAGCUAUUAUUAUUGUGUAAGUAAGUAGCAAGGUAUGCUUAUAAAGUAGGCCUUAUAAAGUAGGGCAUUAAAACAAAUGCCUGGGACUAAGCAAGUAUUUAUUUCUGUUCCAAGUUUGCUGGCUGAGCCAUCCUGAACAUCUGUGCACAUGGCUCUUUACAAAAGAAGUCUUAUUUCCUUUUUUCUUUAGGUACGUAGUUCAUUAAGUUCAUUAUCACGGGGCUGCCAGAGAGAGAUCUGGAGAGGGAGGGAAGGGUCAGAGCAAGGCGAAGAGGCGUCUCUAGUCAGUGAUAGGGAGGGAGGGAGACUCAGCACUACUGAGCAGUUCUGGGACUGAAGGGGAGGGGCUGCCCAUUCCAUCUGCGCAGGGGAUGGAAGGAGGAGGAGGGUAGGAUUACCCAAAUUCCUCUGCUCGCAGAAAAGCCGUAAAUCUCCACUUCUGGGAUCUGAGAGUGACGGGUCAGACGCAUGAUAAAUGACUGUAACCUGUAUAUAUGUAUAUAAUAAAGAACUGUGAAUAUAUCUCGAUGUGAGCGGAGGUAUUUCUUGCGGAAAGCUUCUACAACCCCUUACACUCAUUUCCUCUACAGGAUCAUACACAAAAGCAUCUAACUAGUUACAGGUAGGUAGCCGUGUUGGUCUGAUGUAGUCAAAACAAAAUAAAAAAAUCCUUCAGAUACAUAUCUGAAGAAGUGUGCAUGCACACGAAAGCUCAAACCUAUGACAAACUUAGUUGGUCUCUAAGGUGCUAC
Messenger RNA from Zootoca vivipara (common lizard), 2419 nucleotides. NCBI's taxonomy places the organism in Eukaryota, Metazoa, Chordata, Lepidosauria, Squamata, Lacertidae. The record is from RefSeq and is a predicted model, not a curated record.